UCGAGGGGCCAGCGGCUUUCUUCGUCGUUUUUUUUAAUCUUCUGGAUAUUUUUCGAGGCCUUUGACCCUCAUAAGACGAGGCUUCUUCCCCUGGUAUACAUAUCUUUGCUCUGCUUUGUAUGAUCUUCUAACAGAGCUCUCUCAUUUUGGCUUUUUUCCCCUGCUUUUGGUUGUUGAUGUAAUAAUGCCUUGGAGGAAUGUUGGAUCUCUUUCUUGUUUUAGGAUUUUCGGCGUCGCCUUUCAGGUUUUCUUCGGGUUAUUUAGGUUGUAUCUCAAACGGGGCCACAGCUUUCUUCCGUAACUAGCGAUUGCCUUCUACCCAUUAAUUUCCCAUUGAUAGAUCACCAGAAUCAAGAGGAUCAAAAGGACAGCAGAAUGAGAGAAGUGCAGCUUGGUUCUCACACUCUAAGAUCUCAUGGAGUCGCUGUCGCAAGGAUACACAUGCAUGAUUGGUGUAUAGUUCUUCUUCUUGUGCUGACUGAGAUCAUCCUAAAUACGAUCCAUCCAUUUUAUCGCUUUGUUGGGAAGGACAUGAUGACCGAUCUCAGAUUUCCCUUUAAAGAAAAUACUGUUCCUAUUUGGGCUGUACCCAUUUACGCAGGGCUGCUACCAAUAGUAAUCUUUCUGUUCAUAUAUUGGCGUAGAAGGGACGUCUAUGAUCUUCAUCAUGCCAUACUAGGCCUCCUUUACUCCCUCUUAAUAACAGGAGUCAUUACCGAUGCAAUAAAAGUUGCGGUUGGACGACCUCGACCGAACUUCUUUUGGCGUUGUUUUCCUGAUGGGAAAGACGUUUAUGAUGCAUUAGGCGAUGUUAUAUGUCAUGGUGAUGCCAGUGUUAUCAAGGAAGGGCAUAAGAGCUUUCCGAGUGGGCAUACUUCAUGGUCAUUUGCUGGUCUCGGUUUCCUAUCAUUGUACUUGUCUGGAAAAAUACAAGUAUUCGACCAGCGGGGCCACAUUGCAAAACUCUGCAUUGUUUUCCUUCCCUUGCUUUUUGCAGCUCUCGUGGGCGUUUCUCGGGUGGACGAUUACUGGCACCAUUGGCAGGAUGUGUUUGCCGGAGGUCUGCUCGGGCUUGUAGUGUCUACCUUCUGCUACUUGCAGUUCUUUCCACCUCCAUACCACUCUCAAGGCUGGGGACCAUAUGCAUACUUCAGGGUGUUGGAGUCGCUUGCUAAUCCACCGCCCCAGCCAGCGAAUGCUGCAAAUGUGCGCAAUGAACAGGACGUUGAAAGGCAGACUGAGAACGACGAGGAUGACCGACGAAGCAACGGCAGAUUUAUAGGACUGUCCACUGAUACUAAUUCUCGUUCAACGAUGGAGGAAACUGAAACUGAGAGGAAGUAACUGCUUGACAAUAUGUUGCUUUGGAGGCUCUAUACUCUACUAACAUUGGUUUGUUUUUGAUUCAUAGGCUAAUUAUAAUAUUAUAUGGUAUGGUUCUUUUGUACAGAAGCUUUUUCUUUGGUUUAAUUUUAUGCUAUGGUUCGCCUUAAUGCUGUAAACGGGUCGUUUUGGCUCGAUUUUUGACCAAGCUAAUGCUAAACUGAUCCUUUUUUUUUUAGGUAA
This is a messenger RNA of Momordica charantia (bitter melon), 1566 nucleotides long. Its product is annotated as putative lipid phosphate phosphatase 3, chloroplastic. The record is from RefSeq and is a predicted model, not a curated record. NCBI's taxonomy places the organism in Eukaryota, Viridiplantae, Streptophyta, Magnoliopsida, Cucurbitales, Cucurbitaceae. Gene Ontology annotation, biological process: phospholipid dephosphorylation; phospholipid metabolic process. Gene Ontology annotation, cellular component: membrane. Gene Ontology annotation, molecular function: phosphatidate phosphatase activity.